Megalops cyprinoides (Indo-Pacific tarpon) is the source of this 867-nucleotide messenger RNA. RefSeq names its product translocase of inner mitochondrial membrane 8 homolog B (yeast) (gene timm8b). NCBI's taxonomy places the organism in Eukaryota, Metazoa, Chordata, Actinopteri, Elopiformes, Megalopidae. The transcript is spliced from 2 exons. The coding region runs from base 105 to 383 and encodes 92 amino acids. The record is from RefSeq and is a predicted model, not a curated record.
GUGAGGACAGCACGAUCGGCAAAGUCCUGGAAGGUCAUUGUCUUUCUGUAUGAAAUAGACAGCGAGCAGUGGGGGUAAUCCUUAACUCCAACCCUGAACAGGACAUGGCCGAUUUUAACUCUGGCUUUGAUUUAAGUGCCUCGGAAAAGGCAGAGGCUGCCGAGCUUCAGAAGAUGAUCGCCGUUGAGCAACAGAAAGCCCAGUUUCAGGCUCAGGUGCACAACUUCACAGACGUGUGCUGGGACAAGUGUGUGGAGAAGCCUGGUUCCAAGCUGGACUCGCGAACGGAGACGUGUCUGAUCAGCUGCGUGGAGCGCUUCAUCGACACCACCCUCACCAUCACCAACCGCUUCACACAGAUGGUGCAGAAAGGAACCCACUGACACAGGAACCCUGGGACUCCUCUACACACACAGUCCUGUAAAUUCUCCUGGAAACAUUAUUACCAUGUAAUAAUGACACUGAGAGCCACAUGAGUCAUCUUAGAGACAGACCUAGUCCUUUCCUCUGUGCUGUGUCUUCAGACAUGCGCUGGGAUAGAGCACAUCACAGCCUGUGUCAUCGGGGUUGGAUGGUUGAGUGUAAAUUGAUGCAUAUGUAUGUAUGCAUUCACACGGGAGACAAUCCUGUCUGGCCUGACUGUGAAGCAAAUAACCAAAACAGAAUGCAGCUGGUUCAGUGCACGGGGUAUCCAACUCAAGGUACUGACCAUGUUGAAUUACUUUGUAGUUUGUACAUGUAAAGGUAUCUUCCUGUUCUUCACUGUCAAUCUUGUGUGUAAAGGCAACUGAUCUAUGCAUGGUCAGCUGUAUUCAUUUGACAUAAGAAUAAACCUUUGUUUAUAUUACCAUAAAUACUUUCAAAUAU